Sphaerulina musiva SO2202 is the source of this 2000-nucleotide messenger RNA. RefSeq lists its product as uncharacterized. The record is from RefSeq and is a predicted model, not a curated record. The transcript is spliced from 2 exons. Gene Ontology annotation, molecular function: protein binding. Bases 216 to 1115 code for a protein of 299 amino acids. NCBI's taxonomy places the organism in Eukaryota, Fungi, Ascomycota, Dothideomycetes, Mycosphaerellales, Mycosphaerellaceae.
AGACAACGUCAAACAGGCGCGCGUACUUUACUGAACGCGUCUUGUUCCCCAUGCACCGCGCGUCGAUCCUCUAAACCACCCCCCUCCUUCUACCCUACCUUACACGAAACGCUCGUUACCUGAUCUCUACACAUCCGAAUCCCCCAUCGCUCGUUUGGAGACCAGUCAAGCACAAAGUGAAGGACGCGCGCUAUCGAUCACCCGCCCGGCCCACAAUGUUCGGCUUCAAGAGAUCCUUCGUCUCGAAGGAGCAGCGCACUGGCAAGCCGAGGAAGAUCUCCAAGCGUUCCUUCAACGACGACGUCAAGCAGAGACUCCGCGAGAAGAUCAACGAUGCUGCAACUCCCGACACAUCGCCUUCGAUAGGUUCGGUGGCGUCGCCGAAGCUCAAUUCUGCCAUCGUCACGAUAGUAGUGGGCAAGGACCAGCGUCUCUUCGCCGCGCAUGAAGAUGUGCUGUCGCGCUCGCCGUGGUUCGCCGAGGCGUGUCGUGACCAAUUCUUUGAAUCUCCUGGCCAGCGACGAGUCUCUCUGCCAGACGAGGAGCCAGAGGCCUUUUCGGCCGUCCUCGAAUACCUGUACAAGGGCGACUACUAUCCUCGACUUGUCCACGAUAGGAAGAGAAAUACAUGGUCGCUCGAGGACACGGAAGACCUGACCAACCCAACAACGUCCAUGUCUCCCCGCGUGGACAAUACCGACCCCAAGAAACCAUGGAGUCUGAAUGAGUCCGCUUCAAUUUACCAUCACGGCGUGGGCGACUACGUCCUCCGAGACACAGUCGUCUACUGCACUGCACUGAAGCUGGGUCUGCCAGAACUGCAGCGCCUCGCUCUUCGAAAGCAAGGCCUGCAGUCUGGUAUCGAUGUGGCUACCCUUUUGCGCAGCGCCAAAUUUGCAUAUGCGAAUACGCCUCCCAGCGACUCCCGUCUCCGCGCUCAUUACCUCGCACUCAUCAUCCGCAGCCGCAAGACGUUCAAGCGUAGCGGCACAAUGCAGUUGGAGAUGGAGAAGGGCGGCACGCAGAUGUUCUUCGACCUGUUUGUUGCAAUGUCGAAUCACAUUGAUGAUGUCGUGGAAUUGGGCAACGCCCGGUCUCCCGAUCUCAAUAAGUGAAUUGAUGUCUGCAGAGCAUAAGCAGGCUCGAUGCAACUCGAACGCAUCAAAAUACGAAGUCAACUCUCAACUCAUCCAAGUUAAAAUCCACAAAAACAACAAGACUGCCUGUUCGACUCACCCCGCUCACUGGAUGACAUGGCGUUGCACUGGAUUUUUCACGAACACGAGCUGAAUCAGUCUGAUUCUAACACCUCCACGGUGCAGAAACAGCUUCAACUCUCCCACUCAUGGAACACCAUGACUAAUGUUUUGUCUACAUCCUCAAGGCACACUCUUUUUGGUUUUGCGGAUGCUGCUGAUUUGGGGAGCUGAGAAGCACACUCAACUCUGAUGACGGAAGAGAAUAAGACUGGACAAUAUCUGUGGUCCGUCACAGAAGUGAAGACCGAAAAAAAAACCCCUUUUCUUUUGUCAGUUGCUCUCUGGACAUGGGAUGAUUCUACUCGGCCUUUUGGUGACAGACUGAAAAAGGGUGGACUUCCAACAUGCCCGUCAGGCGACUGCCUUCGCCCAUUUUCCCAUUUUACUUUGUUAUUGUGUUUUGAUUUCUCUUCUCAUCCCACAGAAUGGACCACCAAUUCCGUCGCACCCGCACCAGAUGCGCUUGACGACGAAGGCGACUGCUUCGUUGAUAUCAGUCAGUAGAGUCGCGGUACAGAAACAAAGAUUGGCACGACGCUAGUUUGGAGAAUGUUCUGUUGCGGAGGGGACUGCGGAUGGUCCUGAAUAGUGUGUAGGUAGUAAGCGAAUCGAGAGACGUCGGCCACCAUUCUCCUUGUAUCACGUUUCUCUGCUGUGCAAGUCUUGUCGUAAUGCAGCAUCUUCUACCCUGCCUAGCAAUUGACACCGAUUCUCACCAAGGGCAGUUCCUGUUAGGAGGAG